AUGCGCCUUCUAGCACAUUUCUUGACAAGAUGGCACUCGAGGCUUUGUCCUUUUUCCUUUUUCACUCUACGAAGAGCUUCCUUUUCGUCUUCUUGCAGACGAUACUCUUCAUAUUCCGAUAGGACCUUUGGCAUCCCUGUGGGGAGCAAUGGGCAUGUCUUGUUGAGUGUAACCGAAUCACUCGCAUCUCCGAAACAAGCCUAUCCGAAUGUUACCGUUUAUCUUCCCCCGGGACCGGUUUUCCAGCGACAGAAUACACCUACAAGUACCGAUGUGAAGAAUUCGGUCUCCCACAAUGACACCGAUUCCUUUCACACCCAACAUCACCUCGCAGCAUCGACCUCCUCAACCGUCGUAACUAUCCACUACCGCCUAGGCACAAUCGAACCACCCGAGGAACAACUCCCCGACGCAGAAUCUCCCAAAGAUGACGGUAGCAGUACUGCGAAAUCAGCAGCCGCUAAACCCAAUGAGAAUCAGCCACCCCGCCUUGUCCAUUACGAAUACCAGAAUGCCGUUCACGAUAUAUUAACAGCCUUCGACUGGAUCCAGAAAACCUUCCAGCCGAAUCAGCUGAAUAUCCUGGGUAGCCACGUCGGGGGCUCGCUGGCGCUGAUGCUCGCGCUUACGGAAUCGCAGUCUAUACAUGCUGUCGCGGCCGUGGAACCAAUCUGCGACUGGACGGAGUUAGAUCAGUGGUGCGAGAUUGCAGAGUACUUGACAACAAGACCUGAACCAACGCUCGAGGGAAUAGAAGGAUCAAUGGCAUACAUGGCCAUAUCUGACACUGAAAAGCAAGAGAAGAGGUGGAGAAGCAAGUCUUGCUCCGUUGCACCGCCAGAUCUAGUUCCCCUCCUCGAAGCCCGGGAGUCACUCUUCGUCAAACCAGAGCGGUACUUCGACCCGUUUGCGUCCCCGGUUCUCUUCGUCCGUACCCCGGGAAGGGCCAUCCCCGCAAAGUUCCCGCAAUACCUCACCGGCCCCGACAAACCCAUCCCGGUAUUAAAAGAGCGAAUCGUCCUCGACGUAAUGUCUCUCGGUCUCGCAGAAGACGAAGACACUCUACCAGGCGAACUGUUAAGCGAAGAACUAGACGACGAGGGCUUCACCCACUACGACACCGAAAUCUCACCCAUCUACAUAGUAUCCGACCACACCGGACGAAGAUACAACGUCGAGAUCCCCAUGUACCGCAAAAAACUCCUCCGCUGGCCGCCCUACGGCCUCGAGUACGGUCUCAGCGGAGCAACAUGGUUCCAACCACACCUCCUUGAAUUUAAGCGGUUGGAUACGACGCUUCCAUGGGUUCAUAUAUUCAUCCGCCAGCCGAAGUCUAAAAGGUCCAGGACUGUCCUCUCGGAACAAGCUAAGGAUAUGCAGAAACUUAUGCAGAAGGCUUGUCUGUGGGAUGAUAGGGGUGGUAAGGAAUCUGGUGAGAAGGGUGUUGGUUUGUCGAGAAUCCCUUCGGAUGAAGCAUGGCCUGCUAGCGCUCGCAUGGAGAAGGCGGCUGGGGAGUGGUUGGAGAGUGUUCGGGAUUGGCCACGGAAUCCUGAGAAGAAAAAACAACGCAUAGGUGAAGAGUUGAGCUAA
This is a messenger RNA of Aspergillus chevalieri, 1590 nucleotides long. RefSeq lists its product as uncharacterized. The transcript has 2 exons. The record is from RefSeq and is a predicted model, not a curated record. Bases 1 to 1590 code for a protein of 529 amino acids. Lineage: Eukaryota; Fungi; Ascomycota; Eurotiomycetes; Eurotiales; Aspergillaceae.